UAGAGGAAAGCAGCUCCAGCAGCGUCGCCGCGUCAGUUGAUCAGUAAACCGUGAAAACCCCGUUAAACCACCGACAGCCCGCGUCCCUCUCCGGCGUUACCGAACCGUGUAAGUUGUGAAUGAUGAAUAUUCAUCCGUUGUUUACUCUUUAAAGCUUCUCCUGCAUCGCUGAUAAUGCUGAAGAUGAAACUACCGAUGAAAACGGGCGAGGAAGGGGAGGGCGAGGAAGGGGAGGACGAGGCGGCCGAGGACGAUUCAUUGGAUCGGUCGGCGCAGCAGCGGAUCCCCGGGGCGGCGUCUCCCACCUCGGUGUCCCCCGGGCUGGAGGAGUCCUCGUCCCCGACCCCGCUAGACAAGGAGACCGUCUUCGAGUGGUUCGGCCUACAUUUAAACCCAGCCAAGCGUGUCGAGUUCAUGUGCGGGCUCCUCCAUAUGUGCCAACCCCUGGAGCUCCGCUUUUUGGGAUCUUAUCUGGAGGACCUGGCCCGGAAAGAUUACCAUGUUUUACGGGACUUCGAGUUUCGGGCCAACAGCCCGGGCGACCUGGGCGUUUUGACGGACGUGGUAGACCCGGUGGUUCGCUCCAAACUCCUGGUCUGCCUGUCCCUCCUCGGGUCCGACAGCAGGGAAUGUGCUGGAAUACUCUUUGGGAUUCUGAGCCGUGUCGACCCGGCCCUGUUCUGCAAACACUAUGACUACUCCCUCCUUCCGUCCAGGGGUCCCCACCAGCACCACCCGGUCCACCCGCCCUGUGGCUUUUCCGCGAACGAGACGGCGGCGGGACCCCUGGAGCAGUUGGCGCUGCUCUUCACCAUGGCCUCCCUGCACCCGGCUUUCCAUUUCCACCAGCGGGAGACCGUCCGGGGCCAGCUGGACAAAAUCGAGCUGGCUAUAGAGGAGAGACGCCGGAGUCAGCUCCGGAUAAACGCCCAGACAACGGAGCUCACAGGUCAGAAAGUGGAUUUCCUGCCUCCCCCAGCGCUGGGUUUGGGAGAGUGUACCGCUUCACAUCCUCCGUGUCAGAGCCGACGCUCCAGCCGCUGGGUGACACAAAGAGAAGCAGUGCAUAUAGAGGGGAUUGUGCUCAGGGGCAUCUCUCGGUCCAGAAUAGACAAGGAAUACAACUUUGAGGUGAAGUGGUCAGACUCUUCUUCUACCAGUGUGACCAAAACCCACCAGGAACUGGAAAACUUCCUUCUUAAGCUUCCUAAGGAUCAAUGCACUGAGUCUUUUGAGAAGAGCAUCCUGAGGCUUCUAAACCAGGGAGACCAGUACGAGAGCAGAGAGGUGGAGAAGAACCUCAGGGAAAAGUUCCUGUCUGCUCCUCCAGUCUUCAGACAAACCAGAAAAGUCUGCCGCUUCUUCAACUGUGACUCCACUUACUCUGCUAAACCCACUUCUUGCAGAUGCAACUGCCAGCUGGGCAAAGUCUACCAAGGAGAUUGCUCCGAUGCCUCCAGUCAGGAAGAAGAUUUAGAGUCAUAUGUUCAGGGACACAAGAAAAAGCAUGGGACCAAGAGCCCAAGUCAAGGUCUCUCUAGUGCCAAAGCCUCUCAGGGAGACAGUUGGAGGGGGGGGCACACUUCAGAGGUCAAUGGUCCUGCUGAGAGGAGGAAGAAGAGCUGUGCACCGAGGAGCAGUCAGGAGGCGGAGCAGGUGAAGCACCAGGACACUGAGAAGAGAAGCUACCCAGUCACUAAAACCAAGAGCAGAGUCCUGCCCUCUGACAGGGACAAGGUGAAGGGGAAAGGAGCUCCCUUUGUGACCAAUGGCAGUUUGGUGCCAGCUCUGUCGCCUCAGAGGAAAGAUGGGGGUUCUGGUCCAGAUUUAUUUGGAGAAACAUCAUCAGAAAGCUACAGCUCACCAUCCAGCCCUCAACACAGAGGGCCAGAGAGCCUCGACAGUGAGGAUGACAACAACAAAGACACAGACAGUCACUCUGAUGACUCCAGUAAAGGUCCUGGUUCUGACAUGUUCUUCACACACCAGACUGUUCCAGCUGUGGUGGGGGACGUCUCCUCUGUCCAUUCUCUGUCUUCCAACAACCACCGGCCCCAGAUGGAUCCCCUGUGCACGGAGAGCAGCACCGAGUUUCCUCCUCUCUCCUUCAUGCAUUCUCUGCUACCUCCCAGCCAAAGCAUCGCCCCUGAUGGGAAGUCCUCAUCUGGGACAAUGAUGAUGCAGAUGCCCUUAGUGCCUCCAGCCAUUCCAGGCCCAGGAAUUGUGGGAGACCCAGAGAAGAGGGACGUGCUCCCAACCUUUGGGAUUCCACUGAUUGGCGUCCGACCUCAAGGAAGUCUGUCUGUGCAGCCUUUUGUUCAGAGGUUCAAAACCGUUCUGGGUGGAGCUAAUGGAGCGUCAGGAAGUGGUUCAUCUGUUGCCAUGCCACAGGCUUCACAUCAGGCCCCAGUCAGAGCCAUGAGUGUCAUGCCUCCUGGCCCCACGUCCUUCUCCUCUCCUCCUCAGCAGCCCUGCCAAGACCCGGCCAGUAUCAGCUCAGGUCUGGCCUCCUCUAUGCCACAGGUGGAGCCUUCACACGCCAAGCACCCUGGCUUAACUUUGCCAUCUGGCCUGCCUUCUCCAUACACCCUGCCCCCUAUCCCCUCUUCUGUGAUGCCUGCUGCAGGAGCACCUGCAGCCACUGGAGUGGCUCCAUCUUCUGGACAUGUACAAGCUGCUGUUCCCCCAGCUGUGCCCACCCACACCCCUGGACCCGCCCCCAGCCCCAGUCCAGCACUUACUCACAGCACAGCACACAGUGAAUGUACAUCCUACAGCAACAGUGGUUCUUCCUGUGGAAGUGCCGCCAUUGCCCCUGGCAUCCCUAUUACCCUUCAACAAACCCAGCAGCAACAAGUGACUCCCCAGCAGCUGACACCAACACCACAGCAGCAGCAGCAGCAGCAUCAGCAUCAGCAACAGCAACAACAACAACAGCUGCAGCAGCAGCAGCAGCAGCAACAACAUCAUCAACAACAUCAACAGCAACAGCAUCAACAACAUCAACAACACCAACAACAUCAACAGCAGCAGCAGCAGCAGCAACCGAUAGGCUGUGGUACGUGUGGUUGUCAUAACAACUGUGGCGGGCGAAACAGCAGCAGUGUCAGCGCCCCCCCCAGCUGCCAGGCCCCCUUAUUCUACCCCGCCCACCAAAUGGCAGCAGCAGCCGCCCGUCAGGUGUUCAGCGUUCCUCCACCUCUCUUCCAGCUAACAAGCCUGUGCAGUAACAGCUACCUCACUCAGGGUCAGCCUCCUCACCAGGCCAACGGUGCUGCCACCCUGUCACCCUUCUUCACCACUGCUCCACCUCCUGCACACCCGUCCCCCUACGGCCCCCUCCACACUCACUCCCACAGCCACGCAGACGUGCCAUCACAUAUGCUGGGCACCCAGGCCGCAGCCGUGGCGGUCGCCGCAGCCGCAACCUACAACCUCCAGCAGCAGAUGGCGCCGUCGGCAUCUUUCUGCCAGCGGGUCUACCAGCACAUGUACCCCAAUCCUCUGGGGAUGCUGCCCGCUGCAACUCUGGGAGGAGGCGGAGUCAAUAAGAAGAGCGGCAAUGUGUCCUGUUUUAACUGUGGAGUCAGUGGCCACUACGCUCAGGACUGCAACCAGCCCUCCAUAGACUCCACACAGCAAGGUGGCUUCCGGUUAAAGUACGCAGCCGCCCACAUUACAGAAGCAUUCGACAAUGCGGACUGAGGAAGAAGAAGAAAGACGAAGAGUUCCUCUGGUCUCGUUGCCACGGUGACAGUCUUCUGUUGUCCCCCCAGGCAGUGUGCGAGCGGUGCACUAAAGCAUCUGUGUACUUCAGGAAAAAAAAAAAUGCUCAACCUGCCAAGGGCUCGGUGGACAAAGUCUAAGUACUUGUGCCUGAGAACAUCUUGUUUCCGUGGAGAUGAUCCACUGUCUCAUGCGCACCAUCAGUGACUCCCAGUCCCUUCCCUUUCAGUUUGUUUUUGAUGUUUUUGCACUGAGGGUUGGAAACGAUUAACUUAUUACAUAAUUAUUAGAAAGUUUUGUUUUUACAUAAAAGUGGAGAGUAUUCUUGACUGAAAAAUUGAUAUUUUACACUUCUUUCUAAAAAAAAAUGUAUUUAUGCAGUUUUUCCUCAUUAUUACUGGUUACCUGGGAUUUUAUGCCAGACAGAAGUGUAUAGUAGUUUUCAAAGAUUAAAAAGAAGAAUCAAAAAAGUAAUGUAAGCAAAAUGGAUUUUAUGUUCGUUCUAAUUUUCAUUUUUGCUCAUGUUUUCUGAAUGUACACCUUCUCAUUUAAGGAAUCCGAGUGUAUGCAAAUGUAUGGAUCUCAUGCAUUUCUGUUACUUGAUCUGUGUUUGAUUAGAAGGUAAACUUGCUGCUUUGUGUUUAUUCUGUUUUAUUUUUUAUUAUUGUUUUACAUGGUGAAAUAGUGAAGCAGGAAAUUAAGUGCACUAAAACAGUUCUCACUGCAAACAUGUCAGGAUUUAUUCAUUUUUAAGAUGAAAAUCCACAUGAAGUAGCAAACUUGUCAGAAAGUACGGCAUUGUGAGGGUUUUGGUAUAAUGUAGUAUUACAGGUGUGAAACCUUCUUUUUCAACUGGUUAACACUUUAGAAGGAGAUCUGUGCUCUUAAUGAAGACGUACAGCCACUGUAGAAGAACUCGACGUCAUCAAUAGCACUUACUUGUAGAUCUUAAUCCUUUGGGUAGAUUCAUGCUCUCCUGAAGAUUAAGUCGUUCUGAUUGGACACUCAUUACCGGAGAGAACCACUACUUGGAGAACUCUAACCUCAGUUUGCUUUGUGUCCUAAGGCAAAAACCUGUUUCGACCCUUUUCGACUCAGAGGCAGAGUGAACAUCCUAUCGCCACGUCACUCAAACGCCCUAACCUCUCUACAAGAUCCUUUUUUUGCCUUAACUUCCACCAUCAUUCGAUCAAUAACUACUCUGCUCCCUUUAAUUCACAUUGGCUGUGUAAGUCAACUGAAUGACAGCUGUGUACAUCAUCUCAUCUUGCAAAGUUUUUCGGCACGAUUAUUUACGGCUGUAGGAAGCUAGCUUUGCUUCCCAUUCAUAAGAACAAGACUAUAACUGUUUGUUGAAUUGUGGCCACAUGUGACUUAACGUUAUGUUAAAUAUAAAGUAGAGUAAAGAAUCAUGAAGUCAGUGAACUGACCCUGUAAUUACACAGUUGCUGCAGGUCGUAAUAUAAACCAAUACUGUAGCAGCAGGUUCAGUCCUGUGUAAAAGUGAAUUUUAUUUCCUCUUAAAUCCUUUUUUUAACCAAUAGAUGAAGAAAGGGCUAUUUCGUUUUUUUCAGCAGUCACAUAUACUUGUUUUACUCCCACCUACUAAAUGGGAGGAGUCAUUGUGUGGUCUUGGUGGCCAGUGGUGGGAGAGACGCCACCGUGUUGAUCUGUAGAGAGUCCAACCGGACUGUGUGAUGGCUAAUGACACUAAAAGAAGAGUUAGGUGGUGCUGGGUGCAGCCUCUUAUGCUCUCCACAGAGGAUUUACAGCAUCCAGCUUUUAUUUUAUUAAUGUUUUUUAAUGUUGAACAAAUAUUUCAGCCGUUGCCUUCCAGAUGGAGCAGUGGGCACUUUGGUUUCAGGUUUGACUUGUAUAGCUUGAUUGUCGCUGAAUUCUCAUUGUUUCUUGCCCUUAACCUACGAACUGACAAACGGAGCAGAAUGUUAAGUGGGUUUAUUAUUAUUGGACGGUUUUAUUUCUAUGUCGGAUCGAGUCUGGAAGAUGUAAUAUUGAGACGCCUUGUUGGUUCUAAGUCCAUGUUGUGCUGCACACUGAAGAAGGAAAUAUCCAACUUUUUCUGCACCCUGUGAUUUCAUUUAUGGUUUUAAUUGCUGAUACAGUAUUUGACUUGAGAUCCCUGAAGCUGCUCGAGGAUAGAAUGGGAGAAACUGGAGCCCUAAAAUAUUCAAUAGUGCAUAAAUAGAUAAUACGUUCAACAAUAUUUUGUGAAAUAAUUCAUUAAAACUACUCAAACUCAA
Molecule: messenger RNA, 5987 nt
Organism: Limanda limanda (common dab)
Lineage: Eukaryota; Metazoa; Chordata; Actinopteri; Pleuronectiformes; Pleuronectidae
Gene: zcchc2
Product: zinc finger, CCHC domain containing 2
Exons: 14
Coding region: 175-3705 (1176 amino acids)
Molecular function (GO): zinc ion binding; nucleic acid binding
Source: RefSeq, a predicted model, not a curated record